Molecule: messenger RNA, 559 nt
Organism: Triticum aestivum (bread wheat)
Lineage: Eukaryota; Viridiplantae; Streptophyta; Magnoliopsida; Poales; Poaceae
Exons: 3
Coding region: 119-556 (145 amino acids)
Source: RefSeq, a predicted model, not a curated record
AUAUGAAGGUGAUAUAAAAUUUGCAGAAGAACAAGCUCGAAAACAAGCUGAAUCAAUUCAAGAACGAGGACAUUAUACUUCUUCUGAGGAAGAACUUGCUCAAAAUGCGAAUAGAUGGAUGACCGAGGAGGCGAUGGUGGCUUUCAGAAGAUACAUCGAGAGUGAAGAUGAUCUUAAGGGAGUUGAGUAUGAAUUUGAUGAACUUCUCCAUCAAUGUUUUAAUGUGGAGCAUUAUUUAAAGACAUGUCAUCACUUCACCUUUACUGUCAAGAUAAAGAAGCAUGGCUCAGCCGAUUGGACAUCAGUGAUGUACUUCGCUGAGGUCCGCGGAAUAUUUAUGAUAAAGGAUUACUUCUGUUAUCCUUUGGACCCGGAUGAAAAUGGUCAAUGUUAUGCAUGUCAGAACCAAGGAAUGCAUGAGUUAAGGCACCCAUCAGUAGGGAUAUUUGACUGCGGCAAGGAAGAUGCAUCAUUUCCCUACUAUUGUGAGGAAAGUGACUCUGAUGAAUAUCAUCCAAAAAUGGAAUGGAGUGAAUCUGAUGAUGAUAUGAGUUGAUGG